Molecule: messenger RNA, 4731 nt
Organism: Phalacrocorax carbo (great cormorant)
Lineage: Eukaryota; Metazoa; Chordata; Aves; Suliformes; Phalacrocoracidae
Source: RefSeq, a predicted model, not a curated record
CGCUCAUAUCCGGGUCCCAGGGCGGCUCUCCCCGGCCGCGCUCGGCCGCGCUCGGCCGCGCAGUGAGGCAGAGGCGGACGGGGCAGGGCAGGGCAAGGCAGGGCAGGGCAGGGCAGGGCGGCCGCCCGCCCGCCUGCUCGCCCGCCCGGAGGUGGCCGCAGCGGCGGGGGGGACGGCGAGCGCAGCAUGCCCGUCGCCUCAGACGCGCCUGCCUCCUGCCGCCGCUACCCAUGGAGAUCGCGCUGGUGACUCUGGAGAACGGCGGCACCACGGCCAUCGCGGUCGGCGAGGAUGCGGCGGCCGGCAGUGGCGGCAGCGUCUGGGCUCGGCGGCGGGGCGGCGUGCUCCACAUCGCCGGCUCCGCCGCCGCCACGCCGCGGCUGAGCGACGGCAGGGAGGGCGCCCCGCCGCCGCCGCUGCCGGCGGACGAGGAGCGGGAACGGCCCCCGCCGGCCCCCCGGGGAGGCGGCGGGAGGCGGCGCAGCGGCAACGCGGGCAGCCCCAACGGCCGGGCGGCAGCGCGCGGAGCGCCACCGCCGCCCCAACCGCCGCCCCAACCGCCGCCCCAACCGCCGCCCCAACCGCCGCCCCAACCGCCGCCCCAACCGCCGCCCCAACCGCCGCCCCAACCGCCGCCGCGCGCCCCGCGCUCCGGCCCGGCGGCGGAGAUGGGCCCCCUGGAGGAAGGGUGGCACCGCCGGGGCAUGGCCAUGGCGGCGGCGGGCGAGGAGGAGGAGGAAGAGGCAGCGGCGGCGAACCGGGGCGUCAUGCACCACCAGCGGGUGCUGAUCAACAUCUCGGGGCUGCGCUUCGAGACCCAGCUGGGUACCCUCAACCAGUUCCCCGACACGCUGCUGGGGGACCCGGAUAAACGCAUGCGCUACUUCGACCCGCUCCGCAACGAGUACUUCUUCGACCGCAACCGACCCAGCUUCGACGGGAUCCUCUACUUCUACCAGUCUGGGGGCAAGCUCCGCCGGCCUGUCAAUGUCUCCAUCGAUGUCUUCGCUGAUGAGAUACGCUUCUACCAGCUGGGUGAGGAGGCCAUGGAGCGCUUCCGGGAAGAUGAGGGCUUCAUCAAAGAGGAGGAGAAGCCCCUGCCCCGCAACGAGUUCCAGCGCCAGGUCUGGCUCAUCUUUGAGUACCCCGAGAGCUCAGGCUCAGCUCGAGCCAUUGCCAUCGUUUCUGUGUUGGUCAUCCUCAUCUCCAUCAUCACCUUCUGCCUGGAGACACUGCCAGAAUUCAGGGACGAGAGGGAGAUGCCCGUGCCCCUACCCCCACAAAGUGGAGGUUUGAAUGGCACAACUGGGGACUCCCCACCCAUGCAGCCACCCAGUAGCCUCUCUGACCCCUUCUUCAUCAUCGAGACCACCUGUGUGAUCUGGUUCACCUUUGAGCUCCUCGUCCGCUUCUUCGCAUGCCCCAGCAAGCCUGAGUUCUCCCGCAACAUCAUGAACAUUAUCGACAUUGUGGCCAUCAUCCCCUACUUCAUCACCCUGGGCACCGAGCUGGUCCAAGAGCAGCAGCAGCCUGGGGCUGGCAGUAGCAAUGGGGGCGGGGGCCAGCAGCAAGCCAUGUCCCUGGCCAUCCUCAGAGUCAUUCGCCUGGUCAGAGUCUUCAGGAUCUUCAAGCUCUCCAGGCACUCCAAAGGUCUGCAGAUCUUGGGACAGACUUUGAAAGCCAGCAUGAGGGAGCUCGGCCUCCUCAUCUUCUUCCUCUUCAUCGGGGUCAUCCUCUUCUCCAGCGCUGUCUACUUUGCUGAGGCUGAUGACCCCGAGUCUCAUUUCUCCAGCAUCCCUGAUGCUUUCUGGUGGGCAGUGGUAACCAUGACCACUGUGGGCUAUGGGGACAUGCGACCUGUCACCGUGGGGGGCAAGAUUGUGGGUUCCUUGUGUGCCAUCGCAGGUGUGCUCACCAUUGCCCUGCCUGUCCCUGUCAUUGUAUCCAACUUCAACUACUUCUACCACCGAGAGACUGAUCAUGAAGAGCAAGCUGUCCUCAAGGAUGAACACAGUAGUGCUCAGAGCAGCACAGCGGGGGCAGAUGAGAAGAGAAGAUCCAGUAAAAUCUCUCUGAACAAAUCUGUUGUGCACUUGGAAAAUAGUGAGGGGUUCAACAAUGGCACCAGCUCCUUAGAGAAAACCAAUAUCAAAGCAAAAAGUAACGUAGAUCUGAGAAAAUCCCUCUAUGCUCUCUGUCUGGACACCAGUAGGGAAACAGACCUGUAAGGAGAGGAGACGGAGUUCAGAGAUGCAGAAGGAUUUGCUGGUGUUGGAAACUUAUUGCUAUAAUGAUUCUUUUGGUACCAACUAGUUUUUUAAAUCAGGCUAUAUUUUAUAAAUUGAUCACUGUCCUGAGUAGUCCUCCAGAAAUACAUGUUUUUAUGUUCUUUUUCCAUGACACAAAGGGUCACCUAUUUUUAAAAUAGACUAAGAAUAAGCUACGCUCCAUGAUGCAGGGGCUGGUGAAUUAUGACAGUGCAAAAUCUAAUUUGUAGAAACUUAUUUUAGCAAAUGGUGGUUGGUUUUAAAUGGGUCAUUUGUAACCAAUUCAGUUGCUCCAAGUUUAGUAUUAAAAGAGUUGGGGGACGUGUGUGUGGAGAAUGAAUGGGUGGGGUUGGGGAGGGAGAGUGAGGUUUUUUGUACUGUAGUUUCAAACUGAAAUUAUUCCAAUAUAUUUUAUAUCUGUAUAACUGUAUUUAUGGUUGAAAGGGGAUUUCUUAUUCCUGUGAAAUACAACAUCUUUAAAGCACUAGGAACAUUAGCAGAUCAGCACUUUCAGUUUUCCACUUGUGAUCAGUAUGGAUCUGGUUAUCUAGUAUGUGAAGUGAAUUUGGUGCUUUUAACCUUAUAGCAGAAAACUUUAAUUGUCAUAGAUAUGUUCGUUUCUUGUGAGCCUUAAAUUAUUAAAAAUUGUAGAUAUACUUCUUUAUAAAUAACUUUAUUAAUUAGCUUACUGUUUCAGAAUUUCUAAAUAAUUCAGUCCUGUGCUUACUGUCCCCACUCAAAAAAAUGUACGUGCAGCUUUUUUUUUUUUUUUUUUUUUGUAGUUUUACAGUUUUAUACCUUCGGUAUAUUUUUGAGACCAAAAGAAAAAAAUUGUCUGCUGUUACUGGUUUUGAUCCAAGUGCACAACAGAUCAAAAACACAAGGGUGUGGGUAGAUACAAGAAAGUAGAAUAUGAGUGCAGUAUCUGCAAAACUAUUUUCACUGUACACUCCAGAUUACUUUUGCGUAUCAGUCACCUUUAUGUAUCCAUACUAUUUGUGUACACAGUUCACUGUUUUUAAUUAUCACAGACGGGAAAUGGACGGCACUUAAAGAGUCUAAUAUGGCAUGCUGUGCUACUUAAGUAACCAUUGUGUGGCUUAUAUCUUGGACUCAGAUGGAAGGCAUCACCUUUCAUGAAAACACAUCCUUGUUUUCUUUCGUUUCCAAACAAAACCUCUGAAAGGUGGAUUUUACAGUCAAGAUGUUGUUGAAAGAUGAAUGACACAUCUUCAUUGUGAUAACACAGCACUGUGCAGCCUCCUAGCGAAGACUUACGUGAAGUUGCUUCUUUACUUUAAAUCAAAGAGCUGUGUUAUCAUUUUCUUUGCAAAGGACACCUCUGUUUUCCCCUCAGACUUCUGUUUUAUUGCUGAAGGAUGUUUUCAUGCCUUUACCACAUACAAUGGCACAGUGAGACUAGCAGAAAGAGAAGUCUUGAUUGUCAACGCUCAAGGUUUGUUUCUAACAAAUUUCCUAAUACAACUAAGUAAAUAGUAAAUCAAGAAUAUAAUUUAUGCAAGUACCUCAGAUAUAUGUACUGUGAUAAACUUAAAUCAGCUUUGUAAAGCCAUGCUUUGACAUUCUCUCAUCUGGACACAAAUUCUGCUUACCUGUCACUUACCAUGCCAUUUAAUGAUAAUGGCCAAAUGCAUGAUGUUUUUCCUUCCUAUUCAGUAAAACGAGCAUGGUAAGUGCCAAGCAAGUAGUAUUUUUCAUGUCACACAGAGCUCAGCCCAAAACCCAGGGGUGAGGGGGAAGGAGGUUGGAUGUAAUAGAGAACAGGAUCUUUCACGUUAAUUGUAGAUGUUGGUUUCUUGGUUGGUUUGCUUGUUUAUUUAGAUGCGGGACGAUGAUGUGGUGUGCUGAGAAACCCUCUGCAACAAAACUGGCAAAGUGCUUCAGUCUGGCUGCAUUUCAGACACAGGCAUAUCUCCUGUUCGCUCUAGUGAGAGUUUUUGCAUCCAGGUGAAGUGCAGAAUUAGCCCUUUGGUGAGACUGAAUCUAAGAUGAAACAAAGUGGUGUAAUUGCCUGUUACACAUGCUGAGAUCUAGAUCAUUGAUGGACUUAACAGUGAAGGUUUUUGCUCAGGAAAUAGUUUGAUUUACUUUCAGUGACUAAAUCCAUGUGACUCACCUGAAUAAGUACCAAAAAAUACAGUGAGUCUUUCAGGAUCAAAUUCUGGUUGUGUCUUCCUCUAAUUACUAUCCCCACCUUCCUGAUCACUUUUGUCUUCCAUAGUUUGCUCUUCCAAUUGCGCAUUGUGCUGAAUUAGACUGUCAGCUCCUCAGACCAGGGGUUAUGUCUGUAUUUAGUCCCUUGUUAAACAGUGGAACCCUGCUUAUGUCCAGGUCUUCUUGAUACUAUAUGAUCUGAAUUACAUAGCGGCAAUUAUUGCAAUUAAUGGAGUAACACUGGUGAAAAACUGAUGUAGGUGAAUGCAAAUCAGGGCUAUGGGGAAGG